CUUAGUAGCAUUAGCCAUCGCGGCUUACGCCAGUUGAUCUGGACCUUUUCUCCUUCAAAAUUUCUUUGUUUUUGUCACUGUCAUGCUUUUGUGAGAAGGCUGUGAAAUGGUUUUGUUAAAUAGCAAUAGCAAUGAGGAACAGGAUUUAAUCCUUAAUGAGCCUCGCUGCUCAUCUCUACCCAGCUCUCCUGCAAAACGUGUUUCUCCAGCCAAAAAGAAGCAGUUUUUUAUUAACCAGGCCAUUCGUAACUCUGACCUCACUCCCAGAGCCAAUGGCAAGAAGAGUCUGAGACGACAGGAAAACACUCGUUUUCUGGACAAUCUUUUGGAACGGGACGAGUGCUCUAAAGAGGAUGGUGAAGGACAUGAAACAGCCUUGCCCACCAUCUUCACUGAAGCCUGCACCAAUGGAAACUAUGUGGAGUACUGGAGUGAUUUUAUGAAUCGUUCUGGGGAGGAGCAAGAGCGACUAUUGGCUCUGCUGGAGGAGGAGGCCCAGAGGACCCACUCCGACAAGGGCCAAAAAGACCAAAGAGAAGUAAAUCCUGCCUUCAGUGCUCAGGAAUGUUUUCAGAGAAUUGAUCGGCGGCUACGUGCAACGCUGAGACGCAGACAGAUUCCCAUGGGAGUGUUGGAGGGUCUGGAGUCCGAUCUGCUGGGAUUCUUCAUGGCACGUCCACACUCAAUUUACAUUACCAAACUCAGCAACAGUUAUGAGCGACUGCUGCUUCAUGCUAUCUGCCAGUACAUGGAUCUGACCUCUGCUAGCUCUGACUGUAAUGGUGCUCGACAGACUGAGGUGGUCAACAAACAGGAAGAGUUCCUCCCUCCGCAGCCUCUGCUCUCUGCCUACCUGGAGCAGUUGAGCUGAACUGCUAUGAAUCCUGGCUACAACCAGUACCACUGAUGCUCAUCCAGCCAGAACUUG
Molecule: messenger RNA, 928 nt
Organism: Sinocyclocheilus anshuiensis
Lineage: Eukaryota; Metazoa; Chordata; Actinopteri; Cypriniformes; Cyprinidae
Product: R3H domain-containing protein 4-like
Exons: 8
Coding region: 107-871 (254 amino acids)
Molecular function (GO): nucleic acid binding
Source: RefSeq, a predicted model, not a curated record